Messenger RNA from Amorphotheca resinae ATCC 22711, 1773 nucleotides. RefSeq lists its product as hypothetical. Gene Ontology annotation, biological process: dephosphorylation. Bases 1 to 1773 code for a protein of 590 amino acids. The transcript is spliced from 2 exons. The record is from RefSeq and is a predicted model, not a curated record. Lineage: Eukaryota; Fungi; Ascomycota; Leotiomycetes; Helotiales; Amorphothecaceae. Gene Ontology annotation, molecular function: phosphatase activity.
AUGGCUCCCCUCACGCUUACAACUUUACUCGCGCUCUCAGCAACUGCGGCUGCUGCGGCCAAUAGCGAGAUAACCUGGGGUGCAGUAGUCUUUACCUACCACGGCGAGAAGGUCCCCGCCUUAAGCAACGGACCUUACAAUCUCUCCCCCGUAGGGGCCAACCAGCUUCAUGAUGCAGGGAGUAUGCUUAGAAGCCGCUACAUUGAUCCUUCCAGCAACGCAUCUGCGUUAAUCACGGCUGCGCCAAUCAAUGGAUUGAGUACCGGUGCCAUUGAUAACUCUCAGAUGUACGUUCUGAGUACAGAGGAUGAGUUCAUCAGCGGCAGUGCAUUGGCUUUCUUACAAGGUCUAUAUCCGCCAAGGAAUGCAGUCAUGAGUCAAGAAGAGACGAUCCUGAGCAACCAGACCCUACAGAUGUAUCCUCUGAAUGGAUAUCAAUAUCCAAGUAUUAAUACAGUGAGCCCUCUUGAUUUCAACUAUAUCUGGAUUGCCGGAAACCAGGAAUGCACCAACUAUGACCUCUCGCAACUCAAGACCAUGUCCUCGCAAGUGUACAGCCAAGAGGCCACUGAGUACUCUGGCUUUUACCAAUCGCUCAAUCAGGGUCUGUUCUCACAAUUAGACCCUGCCGAUAUCAGUUAUGAUAAUGCCUACUUACUAUACGAAUACGCCUUGUACCAAUACAACCACAACUCAUCCUUUUACAACGAUCCGUCGUCCAGUGCUAUCAUAGACCAGCUCUCCUUCCUGGCUUCUCAAUCAGAGUUCGGGCUCAACACACCUAAUUCAGAUGGCAAUGUACCUGCCAUCGCCGGCGCAACACUGGCAUCUGUCAUCAUCCAGCAAUUUAGCCACGUGAUUUCAUCCCAAGGCGUAUCCGACAAGCUCACCCUCCUCUUCGGCUCCUUCGAGCCCAUGCUCUCCUUUUUCUCGCUCUCUAGUCUCAGCAGCGGGCCCGCAGCAUCGAUGUUCACCAGCCUCCCGCAACACGGCUCCCUCAUGGCAUUCGAGCUCUUCUCCUACCCCGCCGAAAACUCUAGUGACACCUUCCCCGCCGUCGACGAACUCUGGGUCCGCUUCCUCUUCAGGAACGGGACGGAUGAUGCCAACAACUUGGUCUCGUACCCGCUAUUCGAUCGCGGGAACGAGGAGGUCGAUAUGUCCUGGACUGAUUUCGUCGCAGGCAUGGGCGCCUUCUCCAUGAACGAGGUUUCAGACUGGUGUAAUGCCUGUCAGUCAGCCACCCUCUUCUGCCAGGCCAUCCUGUACGAUACCCAAUCGUCCUCGAACUCGAACGGCUCCCCCUCUACCCCGGGGAAUCGCAAGAAGGACGCCGUCUCCCCAGCAGUCGGCGGCGUCAUAGGCGCCGUCGUCACACUCGCCGUAUGUGCCAUCCUCGCCGCCCUGCUCGCCUUCCUCGGCUACAGAAUCGACCGCCACGGGAAGAAGCGCUCAGGAAGCGCAGCCGCCGCAGACGGCCCAGCUGGCAUUGCGGGACUCCGCCAAAGCAACAGCGGGGGCGGCUUCAAGGGCGCCGAGAAACUAGCCAGCGACACGGACCUAGCGCUCAAGGACGGUGCCGGCGCGAGCGUCACCCGCCACGAACGAACGGGCAGCUGGGAGAUGACGCAGAACCCCACCAGGGCAGGCCUGGAGAGGGAUGUCGAGAGCGGCAAGGCUGUCAGUUCGGCGAACUAUGCGAGGCGCAGCGAGGAUGGUCUCGGGAAUGUGAAUCCGUUUGGUGAUCCGGUGAAGCCCUUGGAUCAAGUGUAG